Messenger RNA from Linum tenue, 342 nucleotides. NCBI's taxonomy places the organism in Eukaryota, Viridiplantae, Streptophyta, Magnoliopsida, Malpighiales, Linaceae. The record is from the annotation of a GenBank genome assembly.
AUGGCUGCCAUUGUUUCCCAAGUUCUGAACCAGCAGGGUUCGAUCAUCAGUGAAGAGGUGAAGCAACGUGGGAGGCUCGUUGUGGGUGCAGAGAAAGAUGUCAAGAAGCUCACUUCUACUUUCACCACCAUUGAAGCUCUGCUGCUGGAUGCAGAGGAGAGGCAAAUGAAGGAUGAGAGCGUCCGAGACUGGUUGAAGAAGCUCAAGGAUGUGUCCUACGAGAUCGAUGAUGUGCUGGACGAGUGGAGAACCGAGAUCCUCAAGCGUCAGCUCGAGGGAGACUAUGAUGUUCUUCGACAUGGCUGCUUGGAGUUGAAGUUGCUUCAGAUCUUCAUGUCCUGA